Cryphonectria parasitica EP155 is the source of this 762-nucleotide messenger RNA. RefSeq lists its product as uncharacterized. The record is from RefSeq and is a predicted model, not a curated record. The transcript has a single exon. NCBI's taxonomy places the organism in Eukaryota, Fungi, Ascomycota, Sordariomycetes, Diaporthales, Cryphonectriaceae. The coding region runs from base 1 to 762 and encodes 253 amino acids.
AUGAUCUACGACGAUGUUGAAAGCACGGCAGAAAUUGACUAUGAUUACGUCGCAAGGUGCAGCGACACCGAGCUAUCUGAAUAUAUCGGAGAGCUGCGAAAGACGUCAGAAAAGAACCCACAUGUUAUCAGAGUUUCGGAACAUUACGUGUCGAAAAGCUACCGCGCUGAUGAACUCGAGGACGUGAAACCUGCUAUAGAGCGUGCAAUCUCCCUUGGUGUUCGAGCACCGCCCAUCAGGCGCAUCGUGAAGAGGGCAGACGUUCUCGAAUGCGUACAAGACCGCAUCGACGGCCCUAACCUGAUGAACUCGUGGUCAUCUAUCGGCUUGUUUACUACCAUUCGCCUAGCCUUCCAGCUACGCGGGAUGGUGCAGAAGAUGAGGACGGCAAAGUCACCUACAGCAGGUUCCUUGGGAACCGGGAUAUGCCAUUCCUUCUGGAUAGAGGAUCGACACAGGCUGCCAGUCAGUCCCAGCGCUCGGGUCAUUGCGUGUGUCGUCAACUUCUGGUACAAUCACAAAACAUUCAAACAGGAGUCGAGAAAGACGCCUCAAGAACACUUCGAAUCUGUCGACAAGCCCGUAGCCGUUGAGCCACUCGUCUUUACUCAUCAUGACCUCGCGCCUCGCAACCUCAUGGUCGACUCGUCGAAAAACCUUUGGCUGGUGGACUGGGACUACGCCGGCUGGUAUCCGCCUUACUUUGAGUACGCUGGCAUGCACAACUUCGGGCCACCGACCACUUGGAGCCGACUGGAUUGA